UCGACAAACCUCUUUUAAUUAAAAUUUUGUAAUUAAUGCAACUUAAAGCAUCAGUACCAAUCAUAAACUAUUAAGGAGUCCGUUAAAAGGCCGUCGUCGUUUCGGAGAGAGAGAGAGAGAAAAAAAAAAAGAAAAGAAAAAAGAAAAAGCAUAAUAAACAAACAGUAGAAAGGAAAAAAUAUCAAAACCAGACUAACCACCACUUGAUUCUUUUCCCUUUUCUGUCUAUAUAUAAAGUAUAAAACAGAGUCUCUCUCUCCGAAUAAUUACAAUCAUAAGAACUCUCUAUCCCUUUCUCUUGGUUCUUAAUUCGACAGCUAUGGCAGAAUCGGUGGAGUUACCAGGUCGUUUAGCGAUCCUUCCUUUUAGAAACAAGGUCUUAUUACCUGGCGCCAUAAUUCGUAUUCGCUGCACUUCUCCUAACAGUGUAAAAUUGGUGGAACAAGAAUUAUGGCAGCGUGAAGAGAAGGGUCUGAUAGGCAUUUUACCUGUUCGUGAUUCAGCUGCUGAGGAAACUACUACUUCUGUGGGUCCACCUCCUGUAUUAUCACAAGGUGUUGGAAAUGAUUCUGGGAAAAUUCAAGUUAAUAACUCUGAUAAUAAUCUCAAACUUGAUGGCAAAAGUCAGCAGGAAGUUAUUCGCUGGCAUAACAGGGGAGUGGCAGCUCGUGCAUUGCAUCUAUCAAGAGGAGUGGAGAAACCUAGUGGGAGAGUGACAUACAUAGUUGUUCUUGAAGGUUUAUGCAGAUUCAGCGUUCAGGAGCUUAGCAAAAGAGGGAUGUACUACACUGCACGCAUAUCUUCCCUUGAGAUGACAAAAGCUGAGAUGGAACAAGUGGAGCAAGAUCCUGAUUUUGUAUCACUGUCUCGCCAGUUUAAAGCAACAGCCAUGGAACUUAUUUCAGUUCUUGAACAGUCAUACAGUGAUGCUGUCAGUAAUGCUUCUCUUCAUCUAUGUUCACAGAAGCAAAAAACUGAUGGAAGGACAAAAGUUUUGUUGGAAACAGUCCCCAUUCACAAGUUGGCAGAUAUUUUUGUUGCUAGCUUUGAGAUGAGUUUUGAAGAGCAGCUAUCUAUGUUAGAUUCAAUUGAUCUGAAAAUAAGGCUUUCAAAAGCUACAGAGCUGGUUGACAGGCAUUUACAGUCAAUACGUGUAGCAGAAAAAAUUUCUCAAAAGGUUGAGGGACAAUUAUCAAAAUCACAGAAAGAGUUUCUUCUGCGCCAGCAGAUGAGAGCUAUAAAAGAGGAGCUUGGUGACAAUGACGAUGAUGAGGAUGAUGUUGCUGCGCUAGAAAGAAAGAUGCAAAGUGCAGGAAUGCCUUCAAAUAUCUGGAAGCAUGCCCAGAGGGAGCUAAGGAGGCUUAAGAAAAUGCAACCUCAGCAACCGGGAUAUAAUAGUUCACGUGUUUACUUGGAGCUUCUUGCCGAUCUUCCCUGGCAAAAGGAUAGUGAAGAACAUGAUUUGGAUUUAAAAGCUGCAAAAGAACGUCUUGACAGUGAUCAUUAUGGCCUAGUCAAAGUCAAGCAACGAAUAAUUGAAUAUCUAGCAGUUCGCAAGCUUAAACCAGAUGCCAGAGGUCCUGUCUUGUGUUUUGUUGGUCCUCCAGGGGUUGGGAAAACAUCUUUGGCAUCAUCUAUUGCUACCGCGCUGGGCAGAAAAUUUGUUCGAUUAUCCCUUGGUGGUGUUAAGGAUGAGGCGGACAUUAGGGGGCAUAGGAGAACAUACAUUGGAAGCAUGCCUGGGCGUCUUAUUGAUGGUCUAAAGAGAGUAGGUGUUUGCAAUCCAGUCAUGCUGUUGGAUGAGAUUGACAAGACUGGUUCUGAUGUGCGUGGAGAUCCAGCUUCAGCUCUGCUAGAGGUUCUUGACCCUGAACAGAACAAGACAUUUAAUGAUCACUAUUUGAAUGUUCCAUUUGACCUCUCUAAGGUGAUUUUUGUGGCAACUGCAAAUAGGGCACAGCCUAUUCCUCCUCCACUCUUAGACAGGAUGGAAGUCAUUGAGCUCCCUGGGUAUACACCUGAAGAAAAGCUUAGAAUAGCCAUGCGACAUUUGAUUCCAAGAGUUUUGGACCAGCAUGGAUUGGGCUCUGAGUUCCUUCAAAUUCCAGAGGCUAUGGUGAAACUGGUCAUCCAGAGGUACACUAGGGAGGCUGGUGUCCGGAACCUGGAGAGGAGCUUAGCUGCAUUGGCUCGUGCUGCAGCUGUAAGACUUGCAGAGCAAGAACAAGCUCUUCCAUUGAGCAAAAAUAUGCACCGUUUGGCUUCACCACUAUUGGAGAAUAGGCUUGCUGAUGGAGCUGAAGUGGAAAUGGAAGUCAUUCCAAUGAGUGAUAAUAAUCAUGAGUUAUCAAACUCAUUCAGGGUUGCCUCGGCUUUGGUUGUGGAUGAAGCCAUGCUGGAAAAAGUACUAGGGCCUCCAAGAUUUGAUGAUAAAGAAGCUGCAGAGCGCGUUGCUAGUCCUGGUAUAUCAGUUGGGCUGGUUUGGACUGCCUUUGGUGGAGAGGUUCAGUUUGUAGAGGCUACAGCAAUGGCAGGAAAGGGUGAUUUACAUCUCACUGGGCAACUUGGUGAUGUUAUUAAAGAAUCAGCACAAAUAGCAUUAACAUGGGUACGAGCCAGGGCAACAGAUCUACAGUUUGCAGCUGCUCACGAAAUCAAUCUCCUUGAGGGGCGGGAUAUUCAUAUUCAUUUCCCUGCUGGGGCUGUACCCAAGGAUGGGCCCUCAGCUGGUGUGACACUGGUAACAGCUCUUGUUUCGCUCUUCAGCCGGAAAAGAGUAAGAGCAGAUACAGCAAUGACUGGAGAGAUGACUUUGCGGGGCCUUGUUCUUCCUGUUGGUGGUAUCAAGGAUAAGAUAUUGGCGGCACAUCGUUAUGGUAUCAAAAGAGUAAUAUUACCAGAGAGAAAUUUGAAGGACUUGGUUGAAGUACCGGCAGCUGUGCUUGGGAGUCUUGAGAUUCUACUAGCUAAGCGGAUGGAAGAUGUGUUGGAGCAGGCGUUUGAAGGUGGUUGCCCAUGGAGAAUACACUCAAAGUUAUGACAAGAUCCUCUGGGCGUGAAAAUCAAGCUAAAUCUCUGGUGAUGGGGUGGGUUGUUUGGCUUGUCACCACAUCCACCAGGCAGACAGAUCUCAUUUUAUAGCUGCUGCUGCUGCCUAGCAAACAAAGAUCAAAAUGGUAAGAAGAAGUUCAAAACUGGUUUGUUCCAACAAAGAAGAAAAGAGUUCUCAGCUGAGGCAGAAGGCAACGAAUUAUAUCCAUCCGUCCAAAUAUUAUUCUCCAAUGGGAUAGUUUUCCACUUCCGUCAUCGUCAUCGUCAUCGUCAUCGUCAUCGUAUCUGGCUGUAUUUAUAGUGGGCAGGUAAGCCAGUGUCUCCCUCUGACCUUCUCACCCCCUUCCACUCCCAUUUCCUACCCUCAUUUUGUGUGAUCAUGUAGCAAUUUGUAAAUUUUGUAUUAUUAUUAUUAUUAUUAUUAUUAUUAUUAUUAUUAUUUAAUUGAGAAAGGCAAUGCUAGCUAUUUGAUUUA
Molecule: messenger RNA, 3526 nt
Organism: Ricinus communis (castor bean)
Lineage: Eukaryota; Viridiplantae; Streptophyta; Magnoliopsida; Malpighiales; Euphorbiaceae
Product: lon protease homolog 2, peroxisomal
Exons: 17
Coding region: 320-3040 (906 amino acids)
Biological process (GO): protein processing; protein targeting to peroxisome; protein catabolic process
Cellular component (GO): peroxisomal matrix
Molecular function (GO): ATP binding; serine-type endopeptidase activity; ATP hydrolysis activity
Source: RefSeq, a predicted model, not a curated record